UGUAUCUCAGAAAGCUGUAGUCUCUAAUCUAUCACAGCAUGAACCAGCUUUAUAUCCUUUUAUUGGCCCUUUGGUCAGCUUUCAAUUCGUCUGAUGCAUUGUACUGGAAUUACCCUACAACAGCACCAGCAACAUCCUCAAGUCUCUGCUGGUACUGGUACAAUAGACCAUGUAACUGGACCACUACUCAACCCCCCUACAGGAGGAAUGUGUAUUACCAGACGCAGACUCAAACCCCCUACAGGAGGAAUGUGUAUUACCAGACACAGACACCAUAUUGGUACACAAGAGCUCAAACACCCUACAGGAGGAAAGUGUAUUACCAGACACAGACUCAAGCCCCCUUUUGGAGGAAACCGUAUUACUAUGCGACAACUCAAACCCCCUACAGGAGGAAUGUGUAUUACCAGACGCAGACACCAUUUUGGCGCAUUCAGAAUGGACAUAAUUCAGAUGUCCCAGUGCCAAAUAUUACAGUUUUCAGGCAGAUGGAGGACAGAGAGCGUGUGAUCGUCAUGUGUUCAUUUGGAAGGAGGCUCACUGAGAGCUCUUUCCAGCUGUUACUGAAGAGUGAAUACAACUAUGCCUUAAAGAACCCACGGUGCUUUUCAAAUGACGUGUGUGCGUUUGAUGUGAAAGUGAGUCCACCGGUUUCCUUCACCUGCAUACACCAGAUUAAUUCUGUUGUGAACCGUCAGAGUGAGACCUACACAUACAGCCUGUCAGAUUUUGCUGCAGAUACUCAUUGCUUGGAUCAUCAUUAUGAAGGAGUAUCUUCAUUCUACAUCACCAUUUUCUCCUUCAUUGCUGUUGGUCUCUUCAUCAUGACUGCAGCAGUGAUCGUGACCACCGUUAAGAGCAAAGCUAAAGGUUCAAUCAAUACUGGGACAGAUAAUGACUAUACUGAUGUAUAAGAGGACGUCAGAGUUUCUAAAGAGAAAAGAACGGACAACCAAUCAAUUAAUCAAUUCAGAUUGAUCAAAUGAUUUUCUGCAUGCUGAACUGUAAUACUCUUUCAAAAUCAUAACAAA
Molecule: messenger RNA, 1031 nt
Organism: Sinocyclocheilus grahami
Lineage: Eukaryota; Metazoa; Chordata; Actinopteri; Cypriniformes; Cyprinidae
Exons: 13
Coding region: 39-914 (291 amino acids)
Source: RefSeq, a predicted model, not a curated record